AUGGCCGAGCGUAAAGUCCUCAACAAGUACUUCCCGCCGGACUUCGACCCCUCGCUCAUUCCGAGGAGGAAGGGCGCGAAGAACUCGCAGCAGGUUGUCCGUCUCAUGGCUCCUUUCUCAAUGAGAUGUAACACGUGCGGCGAAUACAUCUAUAAAGGCAAGAAGUUCAAUGCCCGCAAAGAGACAGUCGAAGGCGAGGAGUACUACGGCAUCAAAAUCUUCCGUUUCUACAUCAAGUGCACGUUAUGCUCAGCGGAGAUCACCUUCAAGACCGAUCCGAAGAAUACGGACUACGCCGCAGAGCAUGGAGCGUCACGUAACUUUGAACCGUGGAGAGACGAGCAGGCUGUGGAGGAGGAGGAUCGUCUUGCCAAGCUAGAGGAGGAGGAGAACAACCCCAUGAAGGCGUUGGAGAACCGGCAAGUUGACUCUAAGCGGGAGAUGGACAUUCUCGACGCGUUGCAAGACAUCCGUGCGCGUAAUGCACGAAACGAGCGCGUGGGGAGGGACACGGAUGAGCUUCUUGCGCGUAUAGGAUUGGAGGAGGAGCCGAGCGAAGAAGAUGAGCAGCGAAAGAGGGAAGAGGAGGAGGACGAGAAGCUGGUCUGGGAGGUAUUCUCGAAGGUGCACGUCCCCACGCCGGGCUCCUCGUCGGAUACAAGCGGCUCGGCUGUGAUUACGGUCAAACGCAAGGCAGACCAGCUGGAUGCUGCGAGGGCCACCAGCUCUCUAUCUCCUUCGUUAGCGUCAUCUGUCGCGUCCGUAUCAGCCCCCGUGGCGAAGAAGAAGAAGAUGGAUGGUAAAUCGUUGGGCAUCAAGAUAACCAAGAAGCCCAAGGCAGCCGCUGCAUAA
Peniophora sp. CBMAI 1063 is the source of this 852-nucleotide messenger RNA. Lineage: Eukaryota; Fungi; Basidiomycota; Agaricomycetes; Russulales; Peniophoraceae. The record is from the annotation of a GenBank genome assembly.